Akanthomyces muscarius is the source of this 945-nucleotide messenger RNA. RefSeq lists its product as uncharacterized. Gene Ontology annotation, biological process: biosynthetic process. The transcript has a single exon. Gene Ontology annotation, cellular component: cytoplasm. Gene Ontology annotation, molecular function: isomerase activity. Bases 1 to 945 code for a protein of 314 amino acids. Lineage: Eukaryota; Fungi; Ascomycota; Sordariomycetes; Hypocreales; Cordycipitaceae. The record is from RefSeq and is a predicted model, not a curated record.
AUGGAGCUUCCCUUUGAGACGUACGACGUCUUCACCGACACACCCUACCGCGGCAACCCCCUCGCCGUCGUCACCAUCCCCGCCGACCUCCCCGCGCCGCCCACCCAGGCCCAGAAGCAGGCCGUCGCGCGCGAGUUCAACCUCUCCGAGACCAUCUUCAUCCACGAGCCCGCCUCGUCCAGCAGCUCGUCGUCCCGCACCGUCGACAUAUUCGUCACCAAUGCCGAGAUUCCCUUUGCCGGGCACCCCACCAUCGGUGCCGCCGUGUCCCUCCUGAGCGGCAGCGGCGCCGUCGACACCAUCGUCACCAAGGCCGGCCCCAUCCCCGUGUCCAGCACCGGGCCCAACGCCGCGCGCGCCGCCAUCCCGCACAACGUCCACCUGCACGCCAAGAAGCUCCGCGACCUCGCCUCUUCCUCUGCGCACCUCCUCGAGGGCCUCUCCGCCGUCCCCGCCGUGCGCGCCGCCGAGCUCGACGCCCCCAUCUACAGCAUCGUCAACGGCAUGGCCUUUGUCCUCAUUGAGCUGCCGUCGCUCGAGGUCCUCGCGCAGGCGGCCGAGUCGCCGUUUACCGGCCCCGUCGGGGCGCUCCUCGACGAGGGGUGGCGGUCGGGCCUGUGCUGCCGCUUCUACUACGUGCGGACGGGCACGUCGCGCACCGGCGAGGAGGACGGCGUGGAGGUGGUGACGCUGCGCACGCGCAUGAUUGACGCGCUGUGCGAGGACCCCGCCACGGGAUCGGCGUCGUCGGCGCUGUGCUGCUACCUGAGCGCCGCGCUGGGGGAGCAGAAGGCGGCGAAGCGGCGCUACGAGCUGACGCAGGGCGUGGAGAUGGGUCGCGAGAGCAACAUUGUCGUCGACGUGACGAUGAAGGACAAUACAAUUGACCAGGCCCAUCUCUCUGGCCAGGCCGUCAAGGUCAUGAAGGGCACUCUGGUUAUCUAG